GUGGACAGGGGGCGGGAGCGGAGCCGCCGGUAACAAUUACGUCUGGGUCCCAGCAAACAUGAGGCAGCUGCCCGCCGGGCCCAGCAGUCCUGUUCUCCUCGGCUGCGCAGUGGGGAAGCCGGCAACAGUUUCCUCCGGUGCCCAGGAUGCAGCGGGCCAAGGAGGUGAUGAAGCUGGCAGACGGCAGUCUCCUGGGGGACCCCGGGCGCACACCGCUGAGCAAGGACGGCGUCAAGUGGCAGCGGCCGAGGCUCACCCGCCAGGCCCUGAUGCGGUGCUGCCUGGUGAAGUGGAUCCUGUCCAGCACAGCCCCGCAGGGCUCAGACAGCAGCGACAGUGAGCUGGAGCUGUCCACGGUGCGCCACCAGCCGGAGGGGCUGGACCAGCUGCAGGCACAGACCAAGUUCACCAAGAAGGAGCUGCAGUCCCUCUACAGGGGCUUCAAGAAUGAGUGCCCCACGGGCCUGGUGGAUGAAGACACGUUCAAACUCAUUUACUCCCAGUUCUUCCCUCAAGGAGAUUCCACCACCUAUGCGCACUUCCUCUUCAACGCCUUCGAUGCAGACGGGAACGGGGCCAUCCGCUUUGAGGACUUUGUGGUUGGUCUCUCCAUCCUCCUGCGAGGAACAGUCCAUGAGAAACUCAAGUGGGCCUUUAACCUUUACGACAUUAACAAGGAUGGCUACAUCACCAAAGAGGAGAUGCUGGCCAUCAUGAAGUCCAUCUAUGACAUGAUGGGCCGCCACACCUACCCCAUCCUGCGGGAGGACGCGCCCCUGGAGCAUGUGGAGAGGUUCUUCCAGAAAAUGGACCGGAAUCAGGACGGGGUGGUGACCAUUGAUGAGUUCCUGGAGACCUGUCAGAAGGACGAGAACAUCAUGAGUUCCAUGCAGCUGUUCGAGAACGUCAUCUAGGACGCUUGUGGGGGAGGGGUGUCCCUGAGUGGCUGUUACCACCUCUGCCCCAAAGAUGCCAGGAGCAGCCUCCAGGAGAAACUUGUUUCAAAUAUAUUUGCACAAAGUGAAUAGUUUGCUGCAGACACACACACACACACACACACACACACACACACACACACACAUGCACAUCCUUCCUCUGGGCUCGCAGGUGCGAGGGGACAAAGGUUAGGGAGGGGCUGAGUCUGGCUGGGACCUGGGUCCAGGUGACGAGAGCCACACAGCUCCCACCAGCCCCCUCCCAGGCCUCCGGGUGGGCAGCUGAAAGAGCCAUGUCUUCAGGCCACUGGCCGCUGUGUGUUGCCUCCCCUGCCAAGGAGGGUCCAGUCUCUAGAGCAAAGGCCGCUCCCGUGGGAGCCCACUCGCCCCUCCUUUCUGCCACCCUCCUUUCCCACCACACAGGGGCCAGGCUCCGGAGGCUGCUCUGGCCUUCUCGUUCCCCAAGCCACUCCCUGCCCACUGACUACACUUCCAGGAUGGCUCUGACCCCAGGACCCCGGAGGGGCAGCUGGGGGUCAAGGGAGUUCAGACUAGGAAAGAGGUGGUAAUGAGAGGCAGCUCUUUCUGGAAACGUUUCCCUGGGUCCCAGGACGCCAGCCAGUCCACUGAGCUGGUGGGAGCCCCGGUGGUGAGGGACCAGUGAGCUCUGUUCUCCUCCACCCCAGGAAGGGGGCUUUCUAGCUGGGGAUGGGGUUUCUUGGUGGGGAAUCUGAGGGGAACUUUCUGCCAACUCCACCUCCCCUCCCCCAGGCUGGCUCAGUGGGGAUGCAGCAGGGGGCCUGCCCGCACCCCUCAGGCACCCAGGUCAUCGUGGGUCCUGAGAAGAGGUCACAUGGCUCAGAGCCUAGCCCCCAGGAAGCCCGGGCGGGCAGAGCAGGCCUGGGAAGGGACUUCUCCCUCCCGCUUUCCUGUUGGCCCCCGUCUCCCUGAGCCCAGCAGCCUGGAUGAGCCCCCUCUUCCUGGUUAGGGUCCUGGAGCCUUGUAGCCAUGCUUCCACACAGACUCACCCCAAACCCCAUACAAAAAGCACAAACGCCCCCAGCAGCUCAGGCCGCAGCCCACGAGGGGAGCCCAAGUCCUCCUGCUGGGCUGAGGGCUGGGUGCCACCAGCCCCCAUCAGGUGGCCCCAGGGUUCUCUGGAGAGUCAGUUCUGUGCCUCAGAGCAGUGGCAGGCUUGAAGCCCACCCCCCGCCCAUCCCAGCUCACCAACGUUCAAAAGCACAAACCCCGGGGAUUCUGCUUGGCUGGGUUCUGCUCUGAGGAUGGAGGCCGGCGUCAGCCUGAAGCCAGCGCCAACAAUGAGGGCCAAGGGGCCAGAGACCGGGUGGCAGGUCAACAGAAACUUCCAGGGGAGAGAGAGAGAGAGAGAGGCUGCUCCCGCCUGCCCAGGCCGCCCCAGGAAGAAACCCAGUCCCAGGCAGUACGGACCGUCCCAGGAACAUUCCCAAAGCAUACAUUCCAUCGGCUGCCACCCCAUCUCUGCCCAGGCCUGGCCCUAGGGUGAGCAGGGCCCUCAGAGGAAGGGCAGGGUGGCGGAGGCCAUGGAGAUCGGCCUGGCUCGGCCGCAGGGACCCCUUGGUACCCACACACAGGUGGUCCUCCCCCUUGGAGUUGCACUGACACCCAUCUCCAGUCUGACUGGGGGCUCCCUCUCCCCUCCUCCAGGAGGGCAUCAGCUUUCCCCGGCUCAGGGAUAUUCUCCCCCAUCCCCAUCCCCACCCCCUCAGCCCAGCCCUCCCAGCUGGUGUGGCUUUGCUUCUCAGGGGCCAAGGCCAAAGGAGAGGGUCACCACCAUGCCCUGCCCACCCCAGCCUUGGGCCAGACUGGCUGUACGUCCAACCAGGAGGGGUCUGGCUCCCACUCUGGGAUGCAAACUGGCCGCAUGUCUGCAUGGCAGAAAGUGUCUCCCUUGGAAGCAGCCUAGGAGGGUGGUGCCUGUUCUCAGCGCCCACCAAUAUUCAGUCCUGUAUAUUUUAAUAAAAUAAACUUGACAAAGGA
Messenger RNA from Delphinapterus leucas (beluga whale), 2954 nucleotides. Lineage: Eukaryota; Metazoa; Chordata; Mammalia; Artiodactyla; Monodontidae. The record is from RefSeq and is a predicted model, not a curated record.